AUGAACAGAGAAGCAUGGAGAUACCAAGGUGCUUUUGCUAAUAGAUAUAAAGGUGCUCUUCCUGGUUUCGGCACAGCAUGUGUAUUAUUCGUAGCUUAUUGUGCUUACGAAAAGAUAUUUUUGAAGAAGGAUCAUCAUGAUGAACAUCAUUAA
Molecule: messenger RNA, 153 nt
Organism: Ascoidea rubescens DSM 1968
Lineage: Eukaryota; Fungi; Ascomycota; Saccharomycetes; Ascoideales; Ascoideaceae
Product: NADH dehydrogenase [ubiquinone] 1 beta subcomplex subunit 3
Exons: 1
Coding region: 1-153 (50 amino acids)
Biological process (GO): mitochondrial respiratory chain complex I assembly; electron transport chain
Cellular component (GO): mitochondrion
Source: RefSeq, a predicted model, not a curated record